AUGGAUCCCGAUUGCGCGAUAUGCCACGCUCCGGCGUCAAUGGCAUGCGAUUGUGAGGCCAAGGGACUUGACGUCGCCGUCAAGCAGGCCGAAGACCGCAUGAUGCGGUCGAUAUACACAGAGAUACGAUCUUGGGUCCGAGGACACGCACAGGACUACAUUCUCGAGUACUUCCGCCUCCUCACCGAUCAACGUAAGACAGCACACUCUGCCCACUUGGACCGUAUCACCGCCCACGCAUAUCACUAUUACCACGCACCACCUCACCCGACGCAGAUUGCCGAAGCUCAAGCUUCCCUGAAGCGCGGCAUUGAUGAAGAUUGGCAAGCGAGCGUACAGCGAUACCCCGAAGUUCUUGAGUAUUUCUUUGGCCUCGUUGAAUUGACCCUGCCGGCGGAGGAUGAGCCCGCGGUCAAGGAUCCGCCCCUGGGAUCUCUGUCAAACUUCCGCAAAGUAAAUCGUCGAAGCGGAAGCGGCGGCGCCGGCGGCGGUGGUCCAGUGCCCGGAGGUUCUGCAGCCGUUGCACCCGUCGGAUACCGCGACCCGGCCGCACUUCACUCUCAAACACCUCCUCCCAUGCCCCGACUCGAUCGCCGUACUCCAGGCCCCCGAGAGAGGCGACCUGCUGGCUUCGGGCCUCCUCCGCCACCGCCCGCAGCGUCUUACUAUCCCGGCUACUGA
Fusarium vanettenii 77-13-4 is the source of this 681-nucleotide messenger RNA. RefSeq lists its product as uncharacterized. NCBI's taxonomy places the organism in Eukaryota, Fungi, Ascomycota, Sordariomycetes, Hypocreales, Nectriaceae. The transcript is spliced from 2 exons. Bases 1 to 681 code for a protein of 226 amino acids. The record is from RefSeq and is a predicted model, not a curated record.